Molecule: messenger RNA, 3153 nt
Organism: Mya arenaria
Lineage: Eukaryota; Metazoa; Mollusca; Bivalvia; Myida; Myidae
Product: peroxisomal membrane protein 4-like
Exons: 4
Coding region: 32-628 (198 amino acids)
Cellular component (GO): peroxisomal membrane
Source: RefSeq, a predicted model, not a curated record
GAAUCUCCCUUGCAGGUCACAUGAUCAAAACAUGGCGGCCUCGAUAAACAAAUUUCUUCUCUCGGAGAAAAACAAACCCUUUUUAGCUGCUUUAAAGGGGCUUAGGAAUGGAGCAGUAUAUGGAACAAAAGUCAGAUUUCCUCAUGCCUUGGUUAUGACAUUUCUCUUCAAAGAGGGAAGCCUUGAAGAAAAGUUGAAAUUCAUUCUUGAAGCAACAUUUACCCACUCCAAGAACCUAGCAGCCUUUGUCUUCUUGUACAAAAGCAUGACCGGAAUUAUGGAGCAUUUUCAGAGUGAGAAAUCACAAAUCCACAGUUUCAUCGCAGCAUUUAUAGGAGGAUAUUUUGUCUUCGGAAAAUACAACAAAGUUAAUGAACAGAUAAACUUGUAUCUACUAUCCCGUAUUAUAUAUGGACUAGCAAAGUUAGCUGUGAAGCGAGGGUAUAUUCCUGCCCCGCAAGGUGACACCUUCCCGUGGUUUGCAGCUAUUGUUUGGGGAAUCGUUCUCUGGGAAUUUGAGUACGAAAAAGAUACUCUUCAACCAUCUCUGCGAUCAUCCAUGACAUACCUAUACCAUGACAGCAACUACUGGACUUCACUGAAGAACUUUUUUUGGCACAAUAAAUAGUAGUGGAAGAGAAGGAGUUACUGUCUUUAAAUAACUUCUGUGAUAAUUAUGUCUGUUUAUUAUAAACAUGUCACUAUUGGUUGUUAUUUAUUUAGUAUUCUCCCCGAUGGAAGGAGCGUAUAGUCGCAGCUUUGUCUGUCUUUCCAUCUGGAGAAUUACUUCAAAACUACUGAUGGGACUGCAUAUUGUUUACUUAUCUUCCCUUUGCUGAUAUUUUUUUCUAAAACUGUUGCUUACUGGGGCCAUAUCUUGAAAUAUAGAUGUAUGGCAAUGAAGGAAAGUGCAGUGCACAAAGGACAUUCUCAGAAGGGCAUCUAAAAAGCCAGUUCUGCUUCUGUGCCAGGGUGCUUCACCCCUUUUCAUAGAAAAGGGUCAUUUUGAGAGCAACCAGCGCUUCAAGCAAUACUCUUGUUUUAAAUGAAAUGAGAGUUCUGGAUCAGUAUUUAUAAAGAUCUUCUUUAGUUUUAUGUUUGUUAAUGACAAGUAUAUUAAAAAUGACAGUCUUAUUCAAAGUCAAUACAUACACAUGUAUAACAAACACAAUUUUUGGGUGAUAAAUCUUUAACUACUUACUAGAUGCAUGAAAUGCAUUUGUGGAAAAUAUUAAUGACUGAUAACAAGAUUGUAUUUAAUACCUAAAAAGGUGAAAAAUAUUAAAUGAAUGGUGAGUUCUAAAAGAUUUACUGUGAUCUACUUUCCUCUCAUAAGGUAGACAUCCCGUAUUUUCUGCACCUUUCUUUCAAAUUAAACUCGGUAUCCUUCAUAAGAACCAUUGUUUUCGACAUAUAUUCAUCCUUUAUGGUAUUUUAAAACAAUUGUUUUAAUUGUGGUAAACCUUACUUGGGAGUAAUAGUGCAUCUUUAAAUUACCUAUGUGUAAGGCAGGACACAUGAAUACUUUGGUUUUGUUAACAGUUUUGGUUAACAGUUUUUUCAAAGCUUCAUGAAACAUUUACAUUGUUAAUGAUAUCAACCUUAGGAGUUUGUCUUCAUUUUAUGUACGGUAAGAUUGUAUUUGCAUCAUAUGAUAUGUAACUGUCAAUCUUUUCAUAAAUUGCAGUGAGAAAUAUCCACAUAAAAUUAUGCUUUAAAGGCAGCCAAGCGCAAAUACUUUUGACAAAAAUGAAAUAGAGAUACUUCACCAAAUACAUCUAAAAACUUCAAUUUGAUCCCUGCCAGAAAUUGAAAACCCCUGUUUCUUAACCUGUUGUAUGUGGAAUUUGGCUGAUAUCGAAUUAGUUUUUUUUUUAGUUUUGUCAUACUUCAUACUUUUCCUUCCAUAUGUAUUUGAUAUUGGUUUUAUUGAUCACUUGAAUUAGUUUAAAAUGAAGUUGGCUGCCUUACCUUUAUGUUUUUCUGUGUCUGGGCUAUGACUUGAUCAGACAGGGAGGGAUUUUAAAAUUUCUUAAUAAUGUGUUCAGUACAUAAAGACAACAUGUCACAUGCAAGACGUCCUUACCACAAAGGUCGAGGUCACACCUUGAGUUUAAUCAUUAUGGAAUGCUGCAUAUAUGCUCAUAUAGUGUAGUUGGUCUUGUCCAGGCUGUAACUCAUGCAAGAAGGAAUUUUAAGAUUACUUGGCAAGUGUGUUUGGUACAAAAAGAAGACUUGGCACGUUCAAUACCCACGUCCCUACCUCAAAGGUCAAGGCCACAAUUACAGGUUUAUCAUCAUGGAAUGCUGCAUAUAUGUACAGUGUAGUUGGUCAUGUCCAGGCUGUUACUUUGUCUUGCACUGAGUGGGAUUGCAAAAUAAAUAAGCAAGUAAAGGAGAUGUUUGCUGUGUAAGACCCUUAAUCUUUCCUUUAAAUUCAAGGUCACACUUGGAGUUUAAUCAUUAUAGAAUGCUGCAUAUAUGCACAUGUAUAGAUCAUAGUUGAUCGCGUCCAGGCUUUAACUUUUUCAUGCACAUUUGGAUUUUAAAACUUCUUGGCACUUGUUGACAGAUCAUGAAGUAGAGACAUGCCUUGUGCAACCUUUUACUUCAUCACCCCCACACUUGAAGUAGAGACAUGCCUUGUGCAACCUCUUACUUCAUCACCCCCACACUUGAAGUAGAGACAUGCCUUGUGCAACCUCUUACUUCAUCACCCCCACACUUGAAGUAGAGACAUGCCUUGUGCAACCUCUUACUUCAUCACCCCCACACUUGAAGUAGAGACAUGCCUUGUGCAAACUCUUACUUCAUCACCCCCACACUUGAAGUAGAGACAUGCCUUGUGCAACCUCUUACUUCAUCACCCCCACACUUGAAGUAGAGACAUGCCUUGUGCAACCUCUUACUUCAUUACCCCCACACUUGAAGUAGAGACAUGCCUUGUGCAACCUCUUACUUCAUCACCCCCACACUUGAAGUUAACCAUAAGGGGGCCUGGUGUAUGCUUAUAGUUUAUGUUUGCUUCCUGAUAGUAGACACAUAAAAAAUGCAUAAUACAUUAAACUUGGUGGCAUUUUGGGGGCAUUGGUCACUUACUGUGACAGCUUACAGUUUUCAUACAUUCAGAAUACAUUCAGUAUUAUUUGUUAA